Messenger RNA from Podarcis raffonei (Aeolian wall lizard), 2712 nucleotides. RefSeq names its product retinol dehydrogenase 8-like. The transcript is spliced from 6 exons. NCBI's taxonomy places the organism in Eukaryota, Metazoa, Chordata, Lepidosauria, Squamata, Lacertidae. Gene Ontology annotation, biological process: estrogen biosynthetic process. Gene Ontology annotation, molecular function: estradiol 17-beta-dehydrogenase [NAD(P)+] activity. The record is from RefSeq and is a predicted model, not a curated record. Gene Ontology annotation, cellular component: cytoplasm. The coding region runs from base 1626 to 2582 and encodes 318 amino acids.
GUGCUUGGCAUUGCAGCUUAUUUAAAGCGGCAGUCUCCUCUUGGGAUGCUGGGCCCAUGGGCAGAAGGCUGGUAGAGAGUCAGGAGGGAAUCCAGCGACAGUAGCUGAAGAUGAAAAGGAAAAAGACCCUGAGAUUAGAGUUUUAAGUGCUACCGACUGAGCUGUCCCCCCCCCCCCAGCUGUUGUCCAGGCAAAGACCAAGCCUGCACUGGAACUUUUUAUAGCUCUGCCAGAUUGGAAGAGGCACACAGGAUGGGUGGGUGGGUUAUUGGCACCGCCCUGGAGGCUAUCUUUCCCAGGGAUCUCUUCAGUCUGCAGUCCCAAACGUCUUUUUGCACAGAAAAGCAGAGGAACACAGAUUUGAAGUUGCUUGGUUCUAGUCCUAGCUGCUCCCCCCACUCGAACACACAGGGAUAUUCCUUUCAGCACUCUCUCCGGACACCCUAUUCUGAAUACAUUUAAACCCAAAGAUCUCCACACACACACACACACACACACACACACACACCGCCAGCAUUCUUAUUGGAUAUUUGGUGCAAUAUGGCCAAUACCACUGUGCUAUAAUCCCCAGCUCUCAUCCUCUCAAGCUGUUGGGUUUUGCCGUGAGUUGGCUUGUGCUAUUGCAUCUAAGAAUCACAGGCAAGGAAUCGAGAUAGGAAGAAUUGGUUUUCUCCCCUUACAUGAAAGGGGAUUUUAAAAACACCCUGGGAUGGGGAAGAGGAGAAGCAGGAAGGCUCUGCCACUAAUGUUGUGCAAAUCUAUAAGGCCAGUAUCUACUGUGAUGAGUUGUGUAUAUAUAUAAGUGAUGAUAAUAAAUUGUAUUUUUUUUCAUACAUUUGCUUUGAUUUUGUACACAAGAUCAGUUGUGAGAAAAGAACAAGCUAAGAGCAGCCAAUUAAAUGAAUAGCAGAGAUCACCCUGUAAAGAAUCAACAGAUUAGUUUAUCUCUUUAUUUAUCUAAGACACACAAAACUUCUUACUCAUAAAUAAAAGUUUAUGUUUGAUAACUUUUUGUUUCCCUAUCCUUAACAGCCCUUGUGGCAGGAAUGAGCGUGAAGCCAACGCUGGGCUUCCUCCGUUUUCGUUACUGAUAUAUCAGUUUCGCCUCUCAGUGCUACUCUUUGGGCCUCUCUAGCUACUGAAUCACCCAGAUACCAUCACAUUAAAAAAAAAGACUGCGUCAGAAAGGGGUGUCACUGUUGAUUUCCUCCAGCCCAGCACCAUGGCAUUAGCUACACUUGAAAUUUCGGUAUGGGGAUCCUAAAAGCAAAGCAUGCUGGGUGAUGCUUCUCGCAAGGCACUCUGGGCAAUGUCAUUUCCCUGUUCGCAUACCGUGUGCCAAGUCUCGUGGUUUUGUUUGUGCAUCACGAGUGGUCGGGCCUGGAAGUGAUUAGGCAGGAUUUGCCAUGCAAAUCCAUUUGGGAUUUAGCAAUGGCCAGGAGAUUAAGGCCUUGGGAGUUGGCCAAUUAGCUGGCCUUUUUUAAGAUCCUUGAAGAGGGACCCACUGGGGAAGAUGUGAGGGCAAAUCACAGAGCUGCCAGAAGCCCACAGCCUUCUCUAUAGGAGUCAGAGAAGCCACUGCCUGGUCUCUGGAGGCUACAUCUGCCUCCUCAGCACAAGCCACCAUGGCUCCCAAAGUUGUAUUGAUAACAGGAUGCUCAUCUGGGAUUGGGCUGGCAUUGGCUGUGAAACUAGCACAGGACAAGCAGAGAAGGUUCAAAGUGAUUGCCACAAUGAGGAAUGUGGCCAAGAAGGAGAAGCUGGAAACCGCUGCGGGGGCUGCUCUCAACAAGAUGCUGGAGAUCAAACAGCUGGAUGUCUGCGACGAGAAAUCCAUCCGCAGCUGCAUCAACAGCAUCCCCCAACGGCAUAUUGACAUCCUCAUCAACAACGCUGGCGUAGGUCUCAUUGGUCCCAUCGAGUGCCAGACCAUCGAAGAGAUGAAGGCCAUCAUGGAGACCAACUUCUUUGGCGUGGUGAGGAUGAUUAAGGAGGUCCUCCCUGACAUGAAGAAAAGGCGGAGUGGCCACAUUGUGGUCAUCAGCAGUGUCAUGGGUUUGCAAGGCAUCGUGUUCAAUGACAUCUACACAGCUUCCAAAUUUGCCAUUGAGGGCUUCUGCGAAAGCCUCAUCAUCCAGGCGCUCAAGUUCAAUAUCUUUGUCAGUUUGAUAGAGCCUGGCCCAGUCGUGACUGAGUUUGAGAUGAAGGUCUAUGAAGACGCAGAGAAAGCUGACUACUCCCAGACGGAUCCUGAGACGGCCGAAAUAUUCACCAAUGUCUACCUGAAAAAUUCCAAGGCCAUCUUUUCCAGCUUGGGCCAGACCCCUGAAGAUGUAGCUGAGCACACGCUGAAGGUCAUCACCACGGCCAAGCCGCCCUUCCGCCACCAGACCAACGCCAUCUACACGCCCAUGACGGCUCUCAAGCACGCCGACCCCACCGGGGCCUUGAUGACCGACUCGUUCUACAAGAUGGUCUUCAAAUAUGAUACCCUCUUGCACGUCAGCCUGAAGGCCAUUCGGCUGCUCCGAUGGCAAGCCCAGAAAAUGAGGCAAGGAGCCAGGCUGUUGGGCUUCAGAUGAGGAGGCCCUUCGGAGGCCGGAGAGAGAGACUGGGGAACGGAAGAUCCCUAAAGAGAUUCACUUCUCUUUUUACCAAACUUUCUGUUCGCACAUUCGAAACACUUUAAAACCCUCAAUUCUAUUCUCACUA